AUGAUAAUUAGUAAGAAAAGUUGUCUUGAUUUUAUUACUGAUCAAGUUUUCUUUCUGUUAAUAUAAGUGUAAUUGCCUUGCAUGGAUAUGAGUGACUUAAUAUGGAAUAGUGUCUUUUUUUUUUUCAUGAAUUAAGCAAGUCAAAAGUAACAGGAAACAGAGUAAUUGGGUUUAUAAAGAUUAGGUUGAAUUCAUUCAUAAUUAUAAACACGCCCCCUUUUUUUCUUCUUAUCCUUAACAGUAGUAAUCGUGCUGAUAUUCUGAUAAAUUUAAAUGUGGUUUGAUAAAUAAUUAAAGUCGCAUAAAAUGACAGUUCUUUUUUCUUUAAAAUGGCAAAAUCAAACAAGAAGACUAGUAAUCCUGAACUACAUAAAGUGAAUAACACAAAGCUCAAAUUCAAAAACGUCAUUGCGACCAAAUUGACCAAGUUAUUACGUGUUCACAAACAAGAUCUACUUGAACUUAUUCAAAUACCUAAAUCACACGAACAUGGGCAAUUUACUCUUCCCAUUCCCCGUUUACUCAAACUGACUAAUGAUCAAGACCAAGACAGGGUGUGUAAAAACAUCAUUUUUUCAUUUGGACAAGACACUCAUAUCAAACAAGUAACAGCUCAGGGUCAUUUUUUGAACUUUAGCGUUAACCAAACGGAAUAUAUCAAAGAAACGUUGCAGAACGUCUAUGAGGAAAGAGAACGAUAUGGUCAAACAGAGAGAGCAGAUAAGACGGUCCUCAUCGACUUUAGUUCACCCAAUAUAGCCAAACCGUUUCAUGCUGGACAUUUAAGGAGUACAAUCCUCGGUGCGUUUAUCAAAAGGAUAUACGAAGCAAAUGGAUACACGUGUAUCGGUCUUAACUACUUGGGAGAUUGGGGAAAACAAUAUGGACUAUUGGCUGUGGGUUAUAAAAAGUAUGGAAAUCCUGAAGAACUGAAAAAGGACCCUAUUAAGCAUCUAUAUGACAUCUAUGUCAAAAUCCAUCAGGAAAUGAAAGAGGACUCAGAAAAGAUUGAGCAAGAGGCUGCUGCAUACUUUAAGAAAAUGGAAGAUAAAGAUCCUGAGGUCAUUCAGCAGUGGAAAGAGUUCCGUGAUCAGAGCAUUCAAUGCUAUGAAAAGGCUUAUAAGCGCCUUGGGAUCAAGUUUGAUCAUUUCUCAGGCGAAUCUGAAACAGAGAAAUAUAUUCCCCAAGUUUACGAGGCACUUAAACAGAAAGGACUUUGUGAUGAGUCAGAAGAUGGAUCAAUGGUAGUCAAAUUGUCCAUUUAUGAUCCUAGUUUGGGAAAAGCCGUGAUCAGAAAGGCGGAUGGGGCCAGCUUGUAUUUAACACGCGAUAUAGCCAGUGUCAUGAUGCGAUGUGAAAAGUUCAAGGGUCUGGAAAAGAUAAUUUACGUUGUAGGCAUUGAGCAGGAGCAUCACUUUAAGCAAUUGUUCAAGAUCAUUGAGCUUUUAUGGGACGAACAUAAUCACUGUCCAGAGCUAAUUCAUGCACCAUUUGGAAGGAUCACAGGUAUGUCGACCAGAAAAGGAACAGCUAUAUUUUUGAGUGAUAUUCUUGAUACGUCCAAGGAGAGUAUGCUGAAGACAAUUAAAGAAGAUAUGAGGCAUGGAAAAUACAUGGAUAUUUUGAACGAAGGUAUCUCUGUCAGUGGCCAUAUCAUCAAAGGAGAAGAAGCUGUCGAUUAUAUUGCAGAUACUUUAGGUAUAUCUGAUGUUAUCACUCAAGAUAUGGCAGCCAAGAGGAUGAGGAACUACAACUUUGUCUGGGACAGAAUGAUGGACGCAAAAGGGGAUACGGGUGUGUUUUUACAAUAUACACAUGCACGUAUUUGUGGUAUUGAGCGCAAGAUGAACAUCAACAUAUCGACAGAUUGUGAUUUUUCUCUAUUGACAGAGACUGAAGCCUUUGAGCUAACGCGAACUAUUUCACUGUAUCCAGAUAAUGUACAAGUUGCCUUUAAAACAUUGGAGCCUUGUACCAUUGUUCUUUAUCUCUUCAAGCUGGCACACAUGAUUAGUCAGGUGAACUACAACCUACGUAUCAAAGAUAUCGACCCAAAACUGGCUCAAGCAAGACUGCUUCUCUUUUGGGCGGCUAAAACAACGCUGGCUAAUGGUAUGAGAUUGGUUGGACUUAAACCGCUUGAAAGGAUGUAGCAUAAUCCUAUCUCAUACAUUAAUCAUUUCAUACAUAAAAGCACUGUAUAUUCUGUCCACAUGUCUGUUAAAGUACGUUUCGCGCUAUCUAUUUCCUUGGGAUGUUUAUUAUAGUAGACG
Rhizopus microsporus ATCC 52813 is the source of this 2273-nucleotide messenger RNA. Its product is annotated as arginyl-tRNA synthetase. NCBI's taxonomy places the organism in Eukaryota, Fungi, Mucoromycota, Mucoromycetes, Mucorales, Rhizopodaceae. The transcript has 4 exons. Bases 330 to 2153 code for a protein of 607 amino acids. Gene Ontology annotation, molecular function: ATP binding; arginine-tRNA ligase activity. Gene Ontology annotation, biological process: mitochondrial translation; arginyl-tRNA aminoacylation. Gene Ontology annotation, cellular component: cytoplasm; mitochondrion. The record is from RefSeq and is a predicted model, not a curated record.